Molecule: messenger RNA, 582 nt
Organism: Beta vulgaris subsp. vulgaris (sugar beet)
Lineage: Eukaryota; Viridiplantae; Streptophyta; Magnoliopsida; Caryophyllales; Amaranthaceae
Exons: 1
Coding region: 1-582 (193 amino acids)
Source: RefSeq, a predicted model, not a curated record
AUGGCCGAGGAGAUUGCAGACGUUGUUUCUAAGUUACGUAUUGAUGAAGAAGAGGAGCAUGUAUUAGAUCUGGACUCUUUGAACCCUAAUCUCGAAAAUCCCGUAUCUUUGCUUCUUGUGGGACGGUUGCUUACUGAUCGUUCGUUCAAUGUCGAAGCCUUCAAACGCACCAUUACUACUGUUUGGGCGCCGAGUCAUGGCCUCGUGAUUAGGGUAUUGAAACCAAACCUUUUUGCUUUCCAAUUCUUCCAUUGGAGAGACAUGAAGAAGGUUCUUGAUGGGAGGCCCUGGUGUUUUGACAAUAUGUUAAUUAUUCUUAAAGAAGUUGACGGGGACGAGCAGCCUGACCAGGUAUCGUUAAUUUACUCCCCCUUCUGGAUUCGUUUGAAAAAUCUCCCCUUUAAUAUGAGAUCUGAUGAAGUAGUGCGUGCCCUAAUUGGUAACUUGGGAGAAAUUAUUGACAUAGAAAAGGAUGUCCUGGGGUUUGGGCGGUACAGACGUAUUAAAGUCAUGCUUGAUAUCACUAAACCUUUGCGUCGGUAUCGGAAAGUUAGAGAUAGAAAAGGAAUGAUUUACAAGUAG